Molecule: messenger RNA, 704 nt
Organism: Strongylocentrotus purpuratus (purple sea urchin)
Lineage: Eukaryota; Metazoa; Echinodermata; Echinoidea; Camarodonta; Strongylocentrotidae
Product: putative methyltransferase DDB_G0268948
Exons: 3
Coding region: 171-515 (114 amino acids)
Source: RefSeq, a predicted model, not a curated record
UGCAAAUAUAAAAGUCCCUAUUUAUCUUCGCGUGACACCAGAGUGAGUAACAGCUUCACCCGAAAAGGUAAAGAGAAUUGUUGAGACUGCCCGCGGCCAUCACUUUCAUUGCUUUGAGACACCGUUGACCAAGUUUGCGAAGUUGAAUCGAAGUGUGUGUCAUCUUCAUCAUGAAUCGUUUCUUUGAAGAUAAAGAGGUAGCUAUCAAUUAUCUCAAACACCGACCGCAUUAUUCUGCAGAGAUUGCUGAAGCAAUCAUAAAUUACUUGGCUGAACAUAAAGCGAAACCAUUUCAGAUGGCCCUUGAUGUCGGUUGUGGUACUGGUCAGCUUACACGGUCAUUGGCUCCUUACUUUGAUGAGGUUUUAGGAGUUGAUGUGAGUUCUGCGCAGAUAGAUGUAGCAAAGACGGCUCAAAAUCAAAAGAAUAUAUCUUUCAGUGUUGGUAGAGCUGAGGAUUUACCAACGCCAGAUUCCUCGGUGGACCUCAUUACAUCAGCCACCGCUAGUCAUUAGGGGGUUUUCGUUUGUCACGUUGACAUAGUCGACGUCUAAUAUGUGACGUCAUUUCCGCGAUCUGCGCAUGCGUCGGGUCGUCUGGCGUCGUCAGGCCACAUUUGCGAACCCGUUCAUCGAUGAUUUGAGGUUCGUCAGAAAACUAGUGACCCGUCGUCAAAAUGACGUCAUCUUGCUACAUCGCAGCGU